AAUGGCUGAUUUCAUGUAAGUUUGCUCCUUCUGCUUUCCGUGAAUUGGCGGCGAGUAGACCAGUCGCAGGCCGCAGCGAUGCAGAACAGCAACGCAGCGAACACCUCUUUCUAUCUGAUUUUGGCACCUGUGACAACAGUCACUGCUGCGACUGCAUUGGAGCCCCUCGCGCAGCUUCACCCUGCAACACGUGCUGAAUCUCCCGAAAUUGCCGCUCCCGUUGCAAUUCCACGAUCUUCCAGCGUGUCUGUUGCGAUUUGCCCGCCACCAGCCUCAUGGAAUCCGCCGGGUUCGGGAAUGGAAUCCGACAACGGGUGCGGAUCAGUGAAUAAAGGAAAGACCCAGUCGAGAGGUGGCUGCAAGUACUGCUCGCGGAAUGUGCGGGAUGAGGCGUGUCCGUGGCAUUCACCGCGUCUAACCGAUACCGAAGUGCUUCCCUUGGCGUUGGCCACGCUUCCUGCGUCGCUUUCCUUUCUUCGCUCUUCGGCCAAUGUGGAUGGCCUGCAACACGGGAUUCGGAAGAACAAAUCGUGACUGUCGGGCGCCAGUCAGCGCGGCCCAAAAUGUGCGUGUAUUACCUGCUCGAACGUGACUAUAAAGUUCUCGACAUUCAACUGGGCAAACACGAAGUCCGAGCAGAUGGCGGUCAGCUGGGGUAAGUCGUACUUGUCCGCACAGCGCAUUGUCGGGAAGACGUUGUCAACCGUGAGGUUUUUUUCAUCCACGGCAUCGG
Molecule: messenger RNA, 733 nt
Organism: Paramacrobiotus metropolitanus
Lineage: Eukaryota; Metazoa; Tardigrada; Eutardigrada; Parachela; Macrobiotidae
Exons: 3
Coding region: 79-534 (151 amino acids)
Source: RefSeq, a predicted model, not a curated record